Trichoderma asperellum CBS 433.97 is the source of this 1140-nucleotide messenger RNA. RefSeq lists its product as uncharacterized. The record is from RefSeq and is a predicted model, not a curated record. Lineage: Eukaryota; Fungi; Ascomycota; Sordariomycetes; Hypocreales; Hypocreaceae.
UGGCAUAAUUGGAAAAGUUCUAGACAAGAGGCCGGAUAUCGAUGGCAAAAGUCCCAUGGCCUGGGCGCCUUGACGCGCGAUUUAGAAAAUUCUUUGGGCUACAUGUACAUAUGUUGCGUAUCCCCCUGUUCGGUCUGUUGGGUUGAAUCAUUUAAAAUCCCCUUCUAGGCAUCAAGCCAUCUUUUGUUUCCUUUCGUUUUCUUUUGGGCACUUCAUUUGGUCACCUACUAAAAGCUCUUCGCCUUGGCAACUUGCUCUUCAACUCACCGUCAUGAAGACUAACACACUCCUCUUUGCGGCCUCUAUGGCUGUGACUGUGGCCGCACAGAGUCUAUCAGACUACUUUCCUCAGUGUUCCAUUGACUGCCUUGAAGAUGCGACUAAGAAGGCAACCGACUGCUCCGUAACUGACGCAGUCUGCUUCUGUGUUCAGAGCAACUACGAGGCUAUCUACAACCAGGGGCUGACGUGUGUGCUCAAAGACUGUGGCAAGGAUGUUGCCGUCGACAAGGUCCUCCCCGCUGCUAUCCAGUUUUGCUCCGCUGCCUCUUCUUCCGCGACUGCAGCGGCCACAGCCAAUUCUGCAUCUACGACCGCUGCCACAACUCCAAAGACUACGCAAGCGACUCAAACCACGGAAGCAGCAGAGACGACAUCGUCUGCUCAGUCAUCCGCAAAGCCCACAACUACAGCAGCUGUAACCUCAAAUACCGUGGCAUCUGGUCGACCUGCGUCGACUACAGGCACCACGACUUCGCUGAGCACUGCGGCUGCGGCUGCUGCGAAGCCAUUGGUCACCGCCGCAAUGCUUGUUGCCGGCGCAGCAGUGGCAAUGAUUUAAGAGUUAUACGUAUAAGCGAGAUUGAUCUUUUACCAUCUACCAGAUGCUCUUUUCGAUUUAGAUCGGAAGCGUGGUGGGAACUUGAAACCAGAAUCUUGUGAUAGCCCAGUUCGAUCUGAAGAUGCAUGUAUGACAUGUAUGGACAGGAUCAUUCCUAAUUGAUUAAACAAGGACUAGCUUUCCAUGCAGGUACCGAUGAUAGGUUGGGACAGAGAUAAUUUUUAAUAGAAUUAUAUAUGUUGUGAUACUCACCCUUUUGCGACGUGUAGUUGCAGGCAUGUCGAGAAACGACGGUCAAA